Messenger RNA from Coprinopsis cinerea okayama7#130, 2268 nucleotides. RefSeq lists its product as hypothetical. NCBI's taxonomy places the organism in Eukaryota, Fungi, Basidiomycota, Agaricomycetes, Agaricales, Psathyrellaceae. Bases 1 to 2268 code for a protein of 755 amino acids. The transcript has 8 exons. Gene Ontology annotation, biological process: regulation of transcription by RNA polymerase II. The record is from RefSeq and is a predicted model, not a curated record. Gene Ontology annotation, molecular function: DNA-binding transcription factor activity, RNA polymerase II-specific; zinc ion binding.
AUGGUUGCCACAAACAACGGUGACAUGUUCCAGUCGUUCCAGCACACGAUGCAGCUUCCAGACGAAGGCCCAGGAUCGAGCGAAGACGGGUCAGGGCUACACUCGCCAGUAUUCGGAGCAGCGUACCCUUCUACGCACGGAGACAGUUUCCGUGCAUAUCCUGAUCACAGUAACAUUGAAGUUCAAUACGACUAUCCAGCGCACUCGCAACACCUGAGCCAGGGCUACCCCGCCGCGCCCUUUCUGCCGCCAUCUCACUCCAAUCGCCACCCGCUGCCACUCGAGUUCGAUUCCCGCAGCGGCCAGCAUGCGACCCAGAACGGAAAUCUGGAAUGGUAUCCCCCUUCAAUGGAACGACGGUUGCCUAGCGCUCCUUCUCAAGAACACGUCUAUCCCCGCCCAACCGGAAACCCCCCGACGACGACGACAGCCCUCCCACCCCACGCAGAACAUUCCACACCAGCUCAGCCCGCUCAGCAACAGCCAGCACCACCACCUGAGCCGCGAAAGCCGUCCCAAGUUGUCAUCGCCUGUCGCCAAUGCCGUGCUCGCAAAAUACGCUGCGAUUCCACAAGACCCGUGUGCAACAAUUGUGUCCGCAGGAGCAAUCAGUGCGAAUACGAUGCUGUCCCGAAACGCAGAGGUCCGGACAAACGUCCUGGUACACGUCAAAGGUCAUGCAAAAAACGUCCAGCAGACGGCUCCAUACCGCCACCAGCAAAGAAGAAGAAAACGAAUCCUGCUUCUGAUCCUGCUAAUACCGUCGUCCAGUCCCGUAUAAAACCUGAAAAUCUGCCGGACCAGCUGAGGUCCCCUAUCGCUCCUCGACAUCCCUCCGAGAAGCAUCUGAAUCCUCCGCCCCCUCAUCCAUAUCCAUACCAUCACCCCCACCCCGUCCCCGUCACCGAGCUCCGUCUGCCGUCCGAUCCCGCCUCUAUCAUGUCUGACCCUAAUGCCGCGAAUCGCGCUUAUCCCAUGGGCUAUUAUGACCAAGGUUCAUAUCCUAAACAAUCCUCCUUUCGUCCACUCGACGGCAAUUCCUUUCAACCUCUAGGAGCACCGCCCCCGCGCCCUUUUGACAGCCAGAAACCGCCUGCCCUUGACAUGUCCCAUAGGCAGCACUGGGACAGACUCGCCCAGUCCCCGACGAUCCCCACCAUCGUCGAAGAGAUGAAGUUUUUGAUCGAUGGAACAGGCCACAUGCUUUCCUUUAUCAACAUCGACAAUCUGGCCAAGCGGCUCUGGCAGGAAGAACACCGCACCUCCAUCCACCCCGCCUUCAUCUAUGCCGCCCUCGCCCUCGCCAAACUCAUGAAGUCGAGCACCAUCGGGGAGAACGCGUCCGGUCUCAACACCGCCAUGACCUACCGUAGCGAGGCUCUCCGAUCCAUCAACGAAAGCAGACAACACCGCUUCUUCGACCUCACCCUCGUCGAGGCCGCACUCAUCCUCGCCAUCUUUGAAUCCUCCGCGCACCCCCAAUUCACCCACGAAGGCGCCGCCUCCGCCCUCCAAGACCUCGACGAAUUAAUAAGCGUGAUGGACCUGCCGUCGUACGACCACGCCGACCCGCGCGCCUCGCGCUUCAACAACGACGGCGUGCCGAUCAUCAUGACGCCCACACCCCACCGCGACGGCCCCCCUCGACGCUGCGACUGCCUCAGCCUCCCCGGUGCACUCUCCUCCCCCACGUCCAGCGGCUCGCCCGGUGUCGACUACCAUGCCCACGGUGGGCAUGGGCAGGGACCGGCGCAGGGCCAGGCGGUGUCGAGGCAGUAUACCCCGCCGUGGGACCCCAAUUGGACCGCGGAGCAGACGAGGGGCGAGGAGGUCCGCAGGCUUUGCUGGAGCGCGUUGGACCUCGUGUCGAGCUUUUUGGCGCAGUGUGCGGUGGAUAACAGGACCCCGCCCAAGUUUUGGAUCAGCGGUACCUCGCGGUACGCCCUGUUCUUCCCCGGUGAAGUGCACGACCAAACCCGCUCGACCGUCUCCUCGCCCACCUCCGCCGGUAUGCCUUCGGACCUAACGCUCACGCCGAAAGAGUCCAUCUGGGCACUGUACUGCCGCAGCAUGCUGCUGUGGAACUACUGCCAGCGCUUCCGGGACGACCAGCUCAUCCCGUCUGGUCCGCAGGCGGAGGACCAGCGCGCGGAGGAGGUGUGGGAGGCGUGGACGGAGGUGCAGGCUAUUGAGGAUUCGUUGGAUCUGCACAAGUGUAAUUUGGAUACGGGGAUUAUGUAUCAGACGAGGGAGUAUAUUCAUAAGUGA